CACUUUUAAACCUCUCCAACUCUUUCAGCCAUGAGUUCCCUUGUUAAAACAUGCCCUACUUUCUACUAAAGAACCUCACUAACAUUUCCUUUUCUGCAGCACACAGAAGAGUAAGACAAGCUCUGAAUGUAGUUUCAAGAGUGUCCAAAGAUGAAUCUUUCAUGGAAUUCUAUGAGCCCAGCAUGGCCAUACUCAAGCAAUCUGUGGAGCCUCUGUUUCUUGAGGUGGAGCUGAAAGAUGAGAGCUCCAACAUUGAGUUAUACCUGGAAAACUGCUGGGUAACCAGAUCUCUGGACUUCAGUAGCACCCCAAGAUGGAACAUUACUGUGGAUGGGUGUGAGAUUAAUGGCAGUGAGUAUGCUGCAGAGUUCUGCCCAGUACCUGUUAGCCCCAGGGUCAGACACCCUUCUCACUUUAAAAGGCUGGCAGUAAGAACCCUGGCAAAGCAACUGGAACAGGUGUAUGUGCACUGUUUGGUGGCAGCGUGCUCUCCUACCAACACACCACCUGGCAGCACCUGCAGAGGACAGUGCAGCUCAAACACAGAGAGGAAGGCCCUUCCAGGUCACCAUUCAGCCAGUCUCCAGGGCUAUGUACUUGCUGGGCCAGUAAGGAUUGUUGCUCCAGAUCUAAGAUGACACAUGGAAACUGAAUUUGCACCUCAAGGCUCUGCUGUGCUGGUUGCUUUCCAAACAGUGCCACUGGACACAGGAGCUACCUCUUCCAGCGACCACCAGAACUAUCUUGCCUGGAGUGACCCAAUUGUGGGACAGCACUGGCUGACCCAACUGUGGGACAGCCUCUCUAAAGUGGCUACAGAAGACAACUUAUCAGAAAAUGACCCAAAGCAGCAUAAUAAUAUUUCUUGUUUCUUCCAGCUGUUGAAAUGUGGACUUGCAGAUCAAUAAAAUUAUUCCAGCCCUGAUUACAGCUGCUUCUUGUAAUAUUUCAUAAAGUGACUGCCAAUCCUCACAUCUGAAUGUAAAGUGCAAAUCUGAAAAGUCAAAUAAAAAUACAUCAGAGCAAUGUAAG
Molecule: messenger RNA, 1032 nt
Organism: Manacus vitellinus (golden-collared manakin)
Lineage: Eukaryota; Metazoa; Chordata; Aves; Passeriformes; Pipridae
Product: zona pellucida sperm-binding protein 2-like
Exons: 6
Coding region: 51-638 (195 amino acids)
Source: RefSeq, a predicted model, not a curated record